Pseudo-nitzschia multistriata is the source of this 1259-nucleotide messenger RNA. The record is from the annotation of a GenBank genome assembly. NCBI's taxonomy places the organism in Eukaryota, Bacillariophyta, Bacillariophyceae, Bacillariales, Bacillariaceae.
GAACCUACUGUACGGUCUGUACAAAAUCUACUCGUACUAGUACGUUCGGUACGGUAGUACUACGCGUAAUAGUUAUCGGAACAGUACAAAUGCAUCGGAGGGAGGAAAUCAAUUUAAAUUGAAAAGUGCGAAACAAAAACUUUCCCUUGGACAAACAAUAAGUGAUACUGGCAAUGUUACACGAUUGAAUAGAAACAAGGAUGCCGGUUCGAGACGAAGAUGUAGCACAAUUGGUGUGCAUGGGAUUCCCCGAGGAACAGGCUCGAAAUGCACUGCAAACUACCGCAGGAAACUUGGAAAUGGCCGUUAACCUACUUCUUUCCGGAGAKGCCAUCGGAAGCGCAGGGAACGAAAAUGGCGCUUUGCUGUCCCCUACUGCGAUACCAGCUGUUCCUGUUGCAACCGAAUCUCCAGCUGCGGUGGUGAUAAAGGGUUCGUCGAGCCAGUACUCGCAUGGUCCCGACGGACGCUCGGCUUGCACCUGCAUCGCGUUAACGGCUGCCGACAUCCUUGCCAGCAGCUGCACAGCAAAAAGCAGAGACAGCGACGAGCAAACCUCGAUAACGACUAGCUUUYUAAACCGUGCCAUCGAAGAGGGAGUUUCAAGGUAUCGAAUCCUGCGGCRACGGUGCGAUGCUGGUGGUGGGUCGAACAGCAGCAUCGAACACUUGUCGGCGGAGGAAGUCUUGCUGAAGGACGAACAAGGAGCGGCCCCCGAAGGAAAACACCUGUUUGGCGUUCGCGUGGUCGCUAUUGGUGGAGGACUAGGCGUCCGCCAGGGGGCAUUGAGUCGCGACCCUGGCCACCCGCUGGGACUGCCGUCUGUCCUCAACGGGCUUGUGGGAGACGUUCGAGAGCAACGAAAGCGGGAGUGGAACCAAACCGGAAACACAAAUGGUUCCGCGAACGGCAGACCGUCACCUAUGAUUUACAUUCUGAUGACCAAGUCGCCAGAGACGGUUCUCUUGUGUCUCCCUUGUGACRACUGCAAAAAGGUCAAUGAAAAAGGACGGUAUUGGCUCGUGGAUUCCCACCCCCGGCCCCACCUAUUUCAGCGAGCCGAACACGCCUAUGCGAAACCUCACGACACCAUGGAUUCCCUUUUACAAAGUCUCCGGUGCAUCUUCCCGUUGACAGAUCUGGGCCCCGACAUUCCACCUAUGAUGGCGGAUAUGUACAACAUGUUUGAUUUGUACGCACUUGAAGUGCGAGCGUGAAACACCGAUGAUAACCUAACAGAACAAAAAGAUUGUUAUCAA